AUGGUUUUUAGUCGCUGGACAACAGCAGACGCACUUACGCCACCACCUAAAAAGCCUUUGGUACCCAAGCUUGAGGACAUAGCGGUAAACAUAGGAAUUCUGACAGAAGAUGCUCCAACCCCGGAAGUUUCACGCAGGUUAAAUCGUCUUCGACGGUCGGGCAGGCAGCAUAUCCAAAUACAGGAGCCUCUUGGCUUCCAGCAACAUCCAGAAAGGAAGGCCGGCGCUCCUAUAUACAUGCGGACAAGCAUGGCUCUUUUCCCUACCAUUCAACUUGUAGACAGCAAGAGUCGAUGCUUUUCUGAAAAUACGGUUAAAUUUCGUUAUCAUGAAGGCCUGAACCAGAGGGUUGCGCGCUUUUUGGCCAUGAAACAGCUGGACGAUUACUGUUUCUACCAAGUUCACCGCUACAACGUACAUCUUACGGUCUAUUUUGCUCGAAAAUGGUUGAAACUAUGGGCGACUGGGGUCCCCCUAGCCGAGAUAUUAGAGUGGGAGGAUGCAAAGCAUUAUUUCUAUGAAUUCAGGUUAUUCCGAAAUACCGUGAGUUCGGACUCGCGAAUGGACCCGGCUGGCCGCUUAUGCGCUCUUCCCCGUCCUCAGCUUUUCGACUUACCGUAG
Molecule: messenger RNA, 621 nt
Organism: Microsporum canis CBS 113480
Lineage: Eukaryota; Fungi; Ascomycota; Eurotiomycetes; Onygenales; Arthrodermataceae
Exons: 1
Coding region: 1-621 (206 amino acids)
Source: RefSeq, a predicted model, not a curated record